AUGUCGCCCCAUAUGAACACAAAGCACUUCCUGAUCCUGACAAAGCCGCUACAGGGACGAAACGUUAAUAACACUUGUAAGAUACUUAUGACAAUCUUCCAUAUUAUUAAAUUGCACUAGUGUUGAAGUACCCGGAUUUAUACUGCAUAGAGUUUGUUCUCAUUGAAGAUGGCAGAAAUAAAGACAUUACGGUGUCUGACGUUUCUGUUGGUGUGGAAUCACGCCUUUGGUUACAUGCUGUAUCAGACAAAGAUUCCCAACGGAGACUCUGUUCCUCAUCCCUGUAAGACCGACACUAAAUGGCAAGGCGUAGGUCACUUUAUCGACGCUGGCACUGGACUUCGAAAUGCAUUCGGCCUAGACUUUGCUGCUGAAGGUCAUAAGUGGACGUCAACUUUAUGUCAUAAAGACUCGGAUGGGGAUGGCAUGACCAAUGGUCAAGAGCUAGGAGAUCCCAACUGUACGUGGACUGAAACGUCCACACCCUAUCGAGUCACAGGUUUAACUCACCCAGGUAUCUGUGACCCAUGGGAGUCUCCAUCAUGUCUGCUAAAAACUGUAAACCAUUCACUGUACAAGACACAAGGAGACUGGCUUCAUGCGAUAUGCAAAGCUGGGGACUUUGUUUGUCCCGGGAUAAACGAAACAGGUGUGCAGAACCUCACAGUUCGCUUAGACAACACUAGCGUACCCGCUCAGGUCACCACUUAUAUAUGUCAGUACAUAGAUCUUGUCAGGGAAAUAGGGUCAGGGGAUUUUCAUUUGAUCGCUGCUGAACCAAUCAUCGACAACGCCAAUGUUUUACAUCACAUGAUUUUAUUUGGUUGCGAUGAUUCACAAAACAUAACUCAAGGUCCAUUUGAAUGUGGCAUGACUGCUAGUCCGUCGUGUCAAGAUUUUCUCAUUGCCUGGACAGUGGGACUAGCCGGAGACUGCUCACACCCUAUGACUGGUAUUAGGCUCGGUCAAACUGGAUACAAGAAAAUUGCCAUCCAGCUUCAUUGGAACAAUCCAUUCACGAAAUCAGAUUGGACAGAUAGUUCAGGACUCAGGAUUUACUAUACUCCAAAUUUGCGAACGUACGAUGCUGGGAUUUGGAUCACUGGUUCUAACUAUUUUGUCCUGCCCCCCAAACUUCCAUCAGUCACAGUGACAAGCACGUGUACCAAGGGCUGCACCAGAAAUGUUGUCACAGGGCCAGUCAACAUCACAAAGGCAAUAAAUCACAUGCACUAUGCUGGAAAACAGAUGAGCAUCGAAGUACUAAGGGAUGGUUCUCACUACUUAUAUUUGACUAACGAACCAAUCUUUGUCUACGACAGUCCACAGGUCUAUCUUUACACUGACGAGGUCAUCACACUUCAAGCAGGCGAUGAACUGAUCACUAGAUGUACCUUUACUACGGCCAACAGAAACACCACUACCUUUCAAGGGCAAGCAACUUUGGAUGAAAUGUGCUACGGGUUUUUGACUUAUUACCCAGCACAGAAUUUGAAGAACAAGUUUUGUCUUACAGAGGGGCCGGAUGUAAGCUUGUGUGACACGCAGACAGCUCAAGAUCAUGGAUGCCCUAUAUUAAGCUCUAAAUUAGUUGACCAACUAUACACAUCUGGUCUGUCCCAGCAGCUAGAAGACAAAUGCAUGCUUUUUAGCCCUUGUAAGGAGGAAUGUAAAGAAUUUCUUGUUCCGCUGAUUCAAAGCAACAAAUGCUUCCAAGGGGAAUUAUUUGAAUACAUCAAGGGGCGGAUCCUCACUCGUAGUUACGAUGGACGGCAAAUAAUGGCCAGGUUGAGUUCAUGCGAGAAAGAGGUUUACGCCUUACUGAGCUAUCAAUCUAAUCCAAUCUCUUCAACUGAUACGAGCGUGUGUAAAGCUAGCAGAGGAACACAGCUGACGUCUGCUGUCAAUAACUUUGCUUCCUUCUUUAUUAUAGCAUAUAGCUUUGCCUUUCUCAUUUUUUUAAACCAAUAAUUUAUUUAACGGAAAUGUAUAUCCUAUUUGUAUUAUUAUUAUAGUCAUCUUUUAAGUUUGUAGUCAUUCUCUGGCACUGCAACGAUGGAGAUUUACUAAAGGGAAACAAAGUCUAUUGUUGUCUCCCUUUAACACUGUCCGCUGAUGAAUUUUCUGACGGUGUGGCAGCUCUGCAGCUAUCUGUCUGGUAACAAGGCUCUUCUUAGAUAGGUCUAGGCCUCUAAUAUCAGUUGUCACCAUCCCUUAGGCUGAUAUCAAAGCUGUGUAUCUUGUAAAUUGUGUGAACUACCGCUGUGUGUGUUGAAGUAGAGGAUUUUACAAACUAAUUGAGAGUGACAUUGUUUUAUUUGAAUUUGUUGUGUGAUGUAUUUUAUUUAUAAGUACUUGAAACAAUACAGUUAUGUUUUACUAUU
This is a messenger RNA of Biomphalaria glabrata, 2384 nucleotides long. Its product is annotated as DBH-like monooxygenase protein 1. The record is from RefSeq and is a predicted model, not a curated record. Bases 169 to 1971 code for a protein of 600 amino acids. Gene Ontology annotation, molecular function: copper ion binding; dopamine beta-monooxygenase activity. Lineage: Eukaryota; Metazoa; Mollusca; Gastropoda; Planorbidae. The transcript has 12 exons.